Lodderomyces jiufengensis is the source of this 1857-nucleotide messenger RNA. RefSeq lists its product as uncharacterized. The transcript has a single exon. Gene Ontology annotation, molecular function: metal ion binding; transcription cis-regulatory region binding. The record is from RefSeq and is a predicted model, not a curated record. Lineage: Eukaryota; Fungi; Ascomycota; Pichiomycetes; Serinales; Debaryomycetaceae. Gene Ontology annotation, biological process: positive regulation of transcription by RNA polymerase II. The coding region runs from base 1 to 1857 and encodes 618 amino acids.
AUGACUGAAUAUAAAAAUACCAACAAUAACUUAUCUGUUGGUGUUUCCUAUAAACCUCAUGUUAAUAAUAACCCAAUAAUUUCAAAACAGAACAACAACAAGAAAUUCAAUAAUAAAUCCAAAAAGUAUGAUCAUAGAAACGACAAUGAAAUAACUCAAUUAGAAUCACAGUUAAAGCAAGGUAAGAAAGUGAAUGGUAAUAGUCGCAAGAACCAAAUAUCAAUAAAUCAUUUACUAGAUUUCCAAUCAUACCGUGAUACUGAAGAAUAUGCAGAGUCACAGCAAAGACAAAAACAAAGAAGAAGAUCGAGUAGUCAUAAGAAAUACCAACAACCUUCAAAAAUUCAAUUAACCGGAAUGAAAUUUAUAAAUGUUAAUUUUAAAUUUGUAGUUGAUUCAAGAAAAAAUUAUAGAAUUCAAGAAUUAGAUCCAAAUGUUCCUAUCGAUAUUAAUAAUAUUAUUUCAAUAAUUGCUUCAAGGGGGUCAAGUUGUCCUAUUUGUUUAAGUGAUGACCCAAUAGCUCCUAGAAUGAUUGUUUCUUGUGGUCACAUCAUUUGUUUAAAAUGUGUUUUAAGUCUUUUGGAACAUGAAGUUCCGAAGGCUAAAAAGAAGGAAUCAUCAGCCAUAAUUGAAAAAUAUAGAGAAUGUCCACUUUGUUUUAGUAUUAUUCGUAAAAAUGAAUUAAAGCCUGUUAUAUUUGAAUAUGUUGAUGAAAGAUUUGAAAUUCCAAAAAUAAAAGAUGAUGUUGUUUUAACUUUAAUGUCACGAGAUCUGAAUAAGAUAUUAUCAUUACCCAAAUCAAUUGCCGUAAAGAACCAGGUUAAUGAUUUUCCAAAUGUUAAUCAAACUGAAUUAUCAGCGUAUCUGAGAAUUUUUAAGGGAGAUUUUGACUAUUUGAAACAAAUGUAUGAGAAUGAAAAAAUCGAAAUUUUGCAAAAUCACGAAGAAGAGAAAUUGAUCUAUAAUGAUGAUCAGGAAUUAGUACAAAAAGCUAUAGCACAUAUUGAUAAAGAAAUUGAAGAUUGGUCAAGUAACCUUUCCACUACAGCUACAGAAAAAAAUCAUAUUUCAGAAACUUCACCUCAUCAUCAUAAUACGUUUUUCUACUAUCAAACUGGUUUUAACGCAAAUUGCAUUUAUGUAUUGUCUCCAUUAGAUAUGAAAGUGUUAAAGAGCACAUAUAUAGAUUAUCAAAAUCUACCAUCGACUAUAAUUUCCAAAAUUGAAAAUAUAAGAUAUGAAGAACUAUCAUCAGAGACAUCAAUUAAUAAAUAUAAGUAUUUAAGUCAUUUACCAAUAGGUACACAAAUUGGAUUCUUGGAGUGUAAUUGGAAUCAUAAUGAAUUUAUCUCACAAGAAACUUGGAAUUUGUUUAAAGAGGACCUAUUAAAAAGAUCCAAAAACUCAAACAAAAAAUUUAAUAGAGAAGAAAGAAAUAAGAAAAAAGCAGAAAAUGAAGAAGAAUUGAAAACUUUACAAUUUUACUUGAAAGAAAAUGGUCAAUACGAAAAUACAGAAUAUGAUAGUCAAUUUGAUUAUCAAAACAAUCAAAGUUUUAAUUUUGGUUCAUUAUCAAUAACAGAUCAUAGAGAUAAUUUACCAACAUUAUCAGAUCAACAUUUAUCAACAACAGAAAGUGAAAAUGAUUAUCAAACAACUGUAUGGGGUACCAAAAUACCUAAGUCCAAAGAAUCCGCAACAAAGGAAUCAUCAUCUGCUAUUGAAGAUGAAUUUGAUGAUUGGGAUGCAGAAGAAAUGAUUAGAAAAGCAAGAGAAGAAAAUGAAGACCCAAAUAAUGAUACCAAUACCAAUAAAAAGAAGAAGAAGAAAAAAAGAUUAGUCUUAUUAUCUUCUUAA